Elephantulus edwardii (Cape elephant shrew) is the source of this 1053-nucleotide messenger RNA. RefSeq names its product doublecortin domain containing 2B (gene DCDC2B). The transcript has 9 exons. Gene Ontology annotation, biological process: intracellular signal transduction. Bases 1 to 1053 code for a protein of 350 amino acids. Gene Ontology annotation, cellular component: microtubule; microtubule organizing center. The record is from RefSeq and is a predicted model, not a curated record. NCBI's taxonomy places the organism in Eukaryota, Metazoa, Chordata, Mammalia, Macroscelidea, Macroscelididae.
AUGGCAGGUGGCAGUCAAGGAGCCAGGUGGGUAGUGGUAUACAAGAAUGGGGAUCCCUUCUUUCCAGGCCGCCAGUUGCUGGUGACUCCUCGCCGCUUCCCCACCCUGGAGAGCUUCCUCUGUGAGGUGACAUCAGUUGUGCAGGCCCCACUGGCUGUGCGUGCACUCUACACACUCUGUCAUGGCCACCGGGUCACUGACAUGGCAGAGCUGCAGAACGGAGGGCAGUAUGUGGCUGCUGGCUUUGAAAGAUUCUGCAAACUCCACUAUUUACCCCCUGGGGGGAAGGAUCCAGGCAGGAAGAGCAGCAGAUGGCCAGGUCCUCCCAUGACUCACCACGUGUGUGAAGGGGCCCUUGGACGGUGGCUGCCUGCAGGUGUCCCCUGCUAUAUCCAUGUGUUCAGGAAUGGAGACCUGUUAAGUCCCCCAUUUAGCCUGAAGCUGUCCCAGGCUGCCAGGCAGGACUGGGAAACGGUGCUGAAGCUCCUGACAGAGAAGGCCAAGUUGCAGACUGGGGCUGUGUGCAAACUCUGCACCCUAGAGGGGCUCCCAAUGUUGGCAGGGGAGUCUCUGGUGAAUGGUCAUUACUAUGUGGCUGUCGGAGAGGAUGAGUUCAAGGCCCUCCCCUACCUUGAACUGCUAGUGCCUGGCCCCUCCCUGCCCAGGGGCUGCUGGCAUCCCCCUGACCAGAAGUCAAAGCCCCAGAAACAACGGGUCCAUGGUCACAGGGCACAAGCAACCCAGCCCACUCCAAAGAAGCCAGGCCAAGUUGAGCCAUCAGCUUUCUAUGCCAGACCCCAGAAGGCCAUUCAGCCAAGAAGUAAACUCCCACUUCUCUCAUCUUCAUCAGGAGUCAAAGGAGUAUACGGGGCUCUCCACCCAAGGAGCGAAACAGAAGGGGCCCAGAAAGUAGAUGAUGAUGAAGAUACCCAGACAGAGGAACCUGUGGAUCAGAGGGCAGCAGAGAUGGUGAGAGAAGACUUGUUUCUGGGAGAUAACCAGCCUGGGGCUGGGACAUUUAUCUCCACCAUAGCCUCUUCUCUGCCAUCUUAA